UUGACGUGUUGGUUUUAAAUCUUAUUCACCAUUUGUCUUGUGUGAAUUAAUUUCCAAGUUUGUAAUAAUGGAGUAUGAAACUACUUUUUAGUAUUUUAUAUCUCAAUUGAGGGGCUUUUGGUUUUUAUUAUAUGCAGGCAUCGAUCAUAAAUUGACAUUAACAUGAAGAGUCAGGAGCCUAAGGAUAUAACGCACAAGAAAAUAGCAUGGACUAUCAGCAACUUCAGUUCAUUGAAGACCAAUACUCGACACCUUUCUGAUGUUUUCAUGGCCGGUGGUUGUGCUUGGAGACUUUGUAUAUACAAAGGAAGGUUAGGCAUGAAGUCAUUGGCUAUAUUUUUGAAAGCAGUUAAGGAUUCUAGUUUGCCUCAAGGUUGGAGUAUAAAUGUAGCCUGCACUUUCACUGUGGUUAAUCAAUUAUAUAGUGAAAGUUCUUUAAAAGAAGACCUAGAACUAAAGUUCUGUGAAAAUAGUAAGUCUUGGGGUUAUCAAUCUUUUAUGGAAUUGACUAUGCUUCAAAACCCGUAUAAUGGCUAUAUUUUGAAUGAUAAAUGCAUCAUUGAAGUUGAAUUUUCUAAAGUAAGCCCUAUAGGCAUGUGGGCAUUGGUCCCAAAAGAUGACGAUGUUGCUGAGUUCAAGGAUUUGGGUCUAAUAGAGAAAGCAUUGGUUCCAUUGCUAGAGGAGGCUUGUUCAUGGCAUCCUUCAUUGAUGGAUUGUAAGCAGAAGAGAAGUCGUAAGUUUACUGAGUGGGCAUUCAUUGCAUUGGGUCGAGUUUUGCAAUUCUUGAAGAACAAGAAGUGGAAGGAUAUGAACGAGAAGGCCUGUGAAGAGCUUCAACAUUUGUGGGAGGAACUUGAGAUGAGUAGAUUAGACUUGAGGUGGUUGGAGCCUCUUGUUAAAUCUGCUUUAAAUAUGAAAGGAUAUGCUGAGAAGGUAGAGACAAUGAAAAAGUUAAAGCAAAACCUGGUGGUUUUGGAGAUAGAGAUGAACAAGGCAAAGGAAAAACUAGCCAAUGCAGAAGAAAGUGUUGAGAUGAUAAGAAAAGAAUUGGUGAAUGCAGAAAAUGACUUCGAAGAGAAGGAUCUAGACACAGAAAUUGGGUAUGGGAAAUCUUAGUUGUUAUAUAUGCGUCGAUAAUGUAACAUAUAGAUAUCCUAGAUAUACAUAAGA
Molecule: messenger RNA, 1170 nt
Organism: Prosopis cineraria
Lineage: Eukaryota; Viridiplantae; Streptophyta; Magnoliopsida; Fabales; Fabaceae
Product: protein RESTRICTED TEV MOVEMENT 3-like
Exons: 3
Coding region: 163-1116 (317 amino acids)
Molecular function (GO): protein binding
Source: RefSeq, a predicted model, not a curated record